AUGGAGAGACCCAACUCACCUGGACCUGAAGCAGGCAGGGUCCCUGGGAGCAGUGGGGAAUUCUGGGAGAUAACUACACAGACAUUCCUGAACAUACACAUACAGCGCCAGCUCUUCAGGCAGUCCUCCUACCGAGAGGGCGAGGGACCCAGAGAGGUUUGCAGCCGCCUCCACGAUCUCUGCCGCCAGUGGCUGAAGCCAGAGCAACACACCAAGGCUGAGAUGCUGGACCUGGUAAUCCUGGAGCAGUUCCUGAGCCUCCUGCCCCCAGAGAUGGGGAGCUGGGUCCGAGAGUGUGGGGCAGAGACCUCUUCCCAGGCGGUGGCCCUGGCGGAAGGCUUCCUCCUGAGUCGGGCAGAGGACAAGAGGCAGGAAGAACAGGCCCAAAAUAACUGCAUGGAAGUCCAGUCUAAUGUCUCUGCAUCAGAGAAAACUCCAUCAGACGCCACCCAGAGCCUCCAGCAGAAGGAGCUCAAGCAGGAAGAAGAUGGGGCUGCAGGGGUGCAGGGAGCUGACAUGAUGUUGUUGCUGAAUCCUCAGUUGUUUCUUCCCUUUUGUGAUGGAGUGGAACUGAAUCAGGUAAGCAGAAGGAUUGCUGGGAGAGGAGAACUGGGUGUCAUUUGUUCCAAGCUUAAUCAUCUGUUGAAACAGAAAAGAUUGAAUACAUUUUCUUAAUGCGAAGUUUAAAGA
Anolis carolinensis (green anole) is the source of this 690-nucleotide messenger RNA. Its product is annotated as zinc finger protein 24-like. NCBI's taxonomy places the organism in Eukaryota, Metazoa, Chordata, Lepidosauria, Squamata, Anolidae. The transcript has 3 exons. Bases 1 to 675 code for a protein of 224 amino acids. The record is from RefSeq and is a predicted model, not a curated record.